Etheostoma cragini (Arkansas darter) is the source of this 1055-nucleotide messenger RNA. RefSeq names its product glutaredoxin 2 (gene glrx2). The coding region runs from base 150 to 659 and encodes 169 amino acids. The record is from RefSeq and is a predicted model, not a curated record. NCBI's taxonomy places the organism in Eukaryota, Metazoa, Chordata, Actinopteri, Perciformes, Percidae. The transcript is spliced from 4 exons.
UCAAGUGUCUGUGAACAGCGUGUGUACUCCUAAUCCUCCUAGAUUAACUACUAGGCUACAUAAACCUUACUGCAGGCCUUAACCGGAAUAUAAACAGCAACAUUUACUAAGUGGUCAAAUCAAUAAUUGAUAGCUUUACAACUUUAACUAUGUUCAAGUGUAUUUUCAGACCAGCAGUGAUUCUGCGGUUUGCUGUUAUUUGUAUGAUAAUUAUGAGCGUUCAGAUCGUCUCUUCCUGUGAUAUCUUCACGUUUCUGAGAAUGGGGAAUUUUACAUCCUCCACAUCUCUGUCCAGCACAUCAUGUGCACAGUAUGUUCGGGAGAUGGUGUCCCAGAACUGUGUUGUAAUAUUUUCCAAGACCACCUGUCCUUAUUGCAAAAUGGCCAAAAAUGUGUUCAAUGAAAUUGGUGCGACCUACAAAGUGAUUGAACUGGACGAGCACAAUGACGGGAGGAGACUACAAGAGGCUUUGGCUCAGCUGACCGGCACCAACACGGUGCCGAGAGUCUUCAUUAAUGGAAACUGCAUUGGAGGUGGCUCUGAUACCAAACAACUCCAUCAACAGGGGAGGUUGCUGCCCCUGAUCCAACAGUGUGCUCCGUGCUGUGUGGCCAGCUCCGACGGCUCGGGCAGCGGCCAGUUUGAGGCCGCUAAAUGACUAACCGUUCUUGUAGUUUUUGUCAAUCCUGUAUUCAACAAGUGUAUGCUUGAUCUUGUGCUACAAGUUGAACAUUGCUUGAGCAUGUCUGUUAUUUAUUUAUUUAUCAAAGUGCAUUGGAUACUUGAUGUUGGGCUACGUAUAUUUCCAUCCAGUGAUGUAAACUAUUACUAUUAUUAUUAUUAAAGCUGCCAUCUUUUAAACAAAACCUGUGAAUAGUGGAACUACUUUUCAUUUGCUUGUUUGUAUUAUUGAACAAUAUUACAGACAUAAAAAAGCACAAUCUCUCAGAAUCAAGCAUCAUCAAACUGUGAACAUCAUAGGAUUGUAUAUCUUCUCUGAGUGUAUUUGAGGUCAUUGUUUAUAUGAUUUAGGAUUUAAAGAACUACAGCUAUU